Messenger RNA from Ruditapes philippinarum (Manila clam), 3066 nucleotides. Its product is annotated as anaphase-promoting complex subunit 2-like. Gene Ontology annotation, cellular component: anaphase-promoting complex. Gene Ontology annotation, molecular function: ubiquitin protein ligase binding. The transcript is spliced from 15 exons. The record is from RefSeq and is a predicted model, not a curated record. Gene Ontology annotation, biological process: ubiquitin-dependent protein catabolic process. NCBI's taxonomy places the organism in Eukaryota, Metazoa, Mollusca, Bivalvia, Venerida, Veneridae. The coding region runs from base 62 to 2332 and encodes 756 amino acids.
UAUCUUGGGGCCGCUUUUAGUAAUUUGGACGGACGGAAUUUAGUGUGUUCACUUAUUCAAAAUGGCAGCCUCCAUGGAUGUUGUGAAUGAUGCUUGGAAUUCAGCUACUAAAUUUCUCAGUCCAUGGGAAAAUGCAACAAUUCAGAACACAGGCUUUGAUUCUGCUGUAAACGUAUUGUGUCAUAAUGGACUUAUUAAUUUACUUGAAGACUGGUUCUUUGAGGAAUUACAACGUGAUUUACGUCAACGAGUUUCACCGGCUUUCUGGAGUUUCUUUGAAAACAUUGCUAAAGAUGGCACAGAAAAUGAAAGAAUUGAACAAAACAUUGCCUGUCUGUUACAGGCUGCAGAUUAUCUCCACAAAAUUUCACAAGAGUAUCAACCUUGUCUUAAUGCAUUAGAGAAUUUACCAAGGGAGAUAAAUAGAAAUUACUCAAUGUUAUCAUUUUGUGGGGUUGCUAAGGUAACAGAUGUGGUACGAAUUCUAUUCAAGGCAGUUGUGUUUAACAAAGCUAGUAGAGAAUUCAGAGAAUGUGUGGGACAGUUCUAUUCACAAGCUUUUAGAGUUUUCCAUUAUUUGAAUCAUGAAUUAGAACAAGAGGAAGAUGAAGAAGAGAGUACAGAAUGCUUGGGUUGUAAACAUGAGAAAGAUGACUGUGAAUGUCAGCAGAUAAUGCUAUGUUUUCAUGCUACAAAUGCUAAACUGGACGAGGUUGGUGUACUGGAACAGGUGUCCGGUAUGUCGGUCACGGCAUUAAUACACGAGCAGAUUCAGCAACAUGUUGAGAACACGUGUAAAGGGAACUUUGAAACAGCUUAUCUGGAAAGUUUAGAAAAUUGGUUAGAAAAUAAAGUUCUUGGCUGGUUGAAGCUUGUAUAUGCUGGAAACAGAACAAACAUAGGUUCAGAUUGUAUAGAGGGAUUCAAGGGCAGAUUACUUCAUUUUCUGUGGGAAACUUACGCCAAUGUUCAGAUUACACAACUGUUUAAAAUUAUAAUUGAUUUCCCAGAGUCAGAACCAGCUAUAUUAGAUCUGAAGACUUGUUUAGAGAAGACAGACAUGAGAGCUCACCUUGUGUCAACACUGAAAGCCUCUCUAGAGACUAGAUUAUUACAUCCAGGUGUAAAUACCUCUGAUAUUUUGACAGCCUACAUAUCUGCUAUACGUGCAUUAAGAGCAUUAGAUUCUGCUGGUGUUAUACUGGAACUUGUCUGUGACCCAGUUAGGAAAUAUCUACGGUCAAGGGAAGACACAGUACGAUGUAUAAUUUCUAACCUUACUGAUGAUGGAAGCAAUGAGUUGCUGGAGGAACUCGUCAAAGGUCAGCCAAUGUUAGAUGAGUCAUCUCAUAAUGAUGAAGAGGACAUUGACUGGGAGAAAUGGAUGCCGGAUCCAGUUGACGCUGACCCAGCUACAGCCUCAAAAAGUCGACGUGCGUCAGAUAUUAUCAGUAUGUUAGUGAACAUUUAUGGCAGUAAAGAACUAUUUGUGAACGAGUAUAGAACAUUACUAGCAGACAGAAUUCUUACUAACUUUAACUAUGAAAUAGAGAAGGAAAUAAGAUAUCUUGAACUGUUAAAGCUAAGAUUUGGUGAAUCUCAACUACAUUUCUGUGAGGUUAUGUUAAAGGAUGUAGCAGAUUCUAAAAGAAUAAAUUCUCGGAUCACUGAGGAUAGAAAACAGAAAGGGGAAGUUGAGGAUGUUGAGGUAAAUGAAGUUAUGAAGAUAAAAGCAAAAAAUACUCAUAAGUUUGAAGCCCAAAAGGGCAAUAGAACUCUUAAUUGGAAAUCUCAUUUAGGUUUGGUGAAUAUUGAUGUAGAACUAAAGGAUAGAACAUUAAAUUUUAAUGUGUCACCAGUACAUGCAGCCAUCAUUAUGCAGUUUCAGGAGCAAGAAAGAUGGACAGUAGAAGAUCUUAGCAGUGCUCUGCAGGUUCCAGCUACAGCCCUAAGACGUAAGAUUGCUUACUGGCAAAGUCAAGGUCUGUUAAAGGAGGAGCAAACAGACACAUUUCUAUUGGUUGAGGAACACAAAGGGCGGAGUCAUGACAUCAUGAUUAAUGAGGAUGAAGAGGCGGAGUCAGCAAUGGCGUCAGCCCAUGCUCAGAAAGAGGAGGAGCUACAGGUAUUCUGGACAUACAUAGUGGGAAUGUUAUCAAACUUGGAGUCUUUACCAAUAGAACGUAUUCACAGCAUGCUGAGAAUGUUUGCCAUGCAAGGAACGUCUGGUGAAAUUACUAUUCAUGAACUGAAACAUUUUCUUGACAAGAAAGUUAAAGACCAGAUUCUUGCUUACUCUGGAGGGGUUUAUAGACUGCCCAAGACUUCAUAAUUAUAUAUGUGAUUUAUUGUAAGCAAGUUAUGCCAACUGUAAAUUUUAUGACAAUGUGUGAUCUCCUAAAUUAUCAAAUUUGAAACUUAAGAUGAUAAUGUAAUCUUCAAAUUGAUAAUGAGUUUCUUAAAUCUGAAAUUGUUAAAAGUAUGCCCUAGAAAUCAUCAACAAGACAAUAUUUUUUAAUUCUUUAGAAAUGACAAUCAUGUUUUUAAUAGUAAUUGUAUAACAACUGUUUAUCAACUGAAGAAAGUAAUGUUGAACAUCCAGUAAUGUGUCGAAAAUGUAGCAAAAUAUUAACAUAAUAAUAUUUUGACUUCCAUACAAAAUUCUAAUUUAAUAUAAUUGUAAUGACUACCACCAGAGCUAUAGUUGUAAGAGAUAGCCAUUGUAUAUGGCAAAUGAGUAGUUCUUUGAAAAUUGAAACAAGAUAACAAAAAUUAUAAGAUUUUGAGAAAUAGAAUUGGUAGCAUUUCUGAGGCAUAAUAAGCAUGUAUACUCAUUAUGUUUACUUUAAGGGGAAUAUUUCAAAUGUAAAAAAAAAACCUUUUCCCAGACCAGUUUUGAGGAUUGUCUUAAGACUUAACCUUUAUGUCCCAAAUUUUUAGUAUAGUAUUGCUGCAGAUUUGAACUUUUGUUGGUUUUUUCUAUGAGAAUUAUUGACUAUGUGUAACUGUGAGGAGGAUUGUGUUGUUAAAGUUGUUAAUAUGUUAAAAUGACAUUGAUAGAAUAAA